Molecule: messenger RNA, 1430 nt
Organism: Macroventuria anomochaeta
Lineage: Eukaryota; Fungi; Ascomycota; Dothideomycetes; Pleosporales; Didymellaceae
Exons: 1
Coding region: 31-1338 (435 amino acids)
Source: RefSeq, a predicted model, not a curated record
CGCAGUCCACACCACAGCUCGCCAACCACCAUGAAGCCCGGAGCCCUGCCACUGCGCGUGCAGUCGCGGCCAGUGUGCCAACUGUGUGAGUACAUACUGCUGCAGCCUGUAUCGCGGCGCGCCUUCCUGACUGCGCCGACCCUGAAGACAGCCUCGAUUCGGAGGCAAACGGCGCGCACGCAGGCUGCCAUACCCCGGAUACCCGCCCGCCGCAUCCAGACGAGCUGGCGCAAUGUCGACCAGGCAGACUUCCCAGAGGCUGCUGUCAGCCCACAGUCGACUUCUGACUCAAUUGCUGCGGUGAAGACACGGCUGGCAGAGGUGGAGGCGCAGAUCAAGCACAUCUUCGAUUCGAACAAGGUGGAGGGCGAAAACACCAUAUACCGAAUUCUGGAGGGCAUAGAAGAGAUCGCGGCGUCUGCGAUAGCAAUUCGAUCACGGCAACCACCGCCCACAAAGACCACAAUCAGACAGAGCUCAGCUGGCGCGAUACUCUCCGGACUCAACAACGAAGAGACGCCCACACAGAAGAGAAGGUACACAAAACCACUCGGCCUGAACGAGCUUCCCACACCAACAUACCUCUCCAAGCUCGCCGAAGGCCUUUUGAAACACCCAACCGUCUUCAUCGGGCCCAACGUCCUCAAGAUCUAUAUCCGCCUGCAGCGCCUUCUCAACCGCCCGCACGCCAUCCCUGAAAUCCUCUACCUCUACGCCAACAAGCCCGUCCCACAAGAAGGCUCCUCCCCACCUAACUUCUCCAAACCCUCGCCCAAGUCCGCAUCGCAGGCUAUCCCCGCCGACCUCGCCGACGAGUCGCUCACAGCCGCCAUCGAAGCCAAGGACCUCUCCCUCGCCCUCGCAGUCAUCGACCACACCUACCGCGCCCCGGCCUGGACACGGCACCGCAUGCUCACCAAGAUGGGUCUUCCCGGUGUGCUCGCUGCAAUGACACCGCUCGCCAUCUACAUGAUUGCGCAGGAAUUGAGUGUAUACAGCGGCUACAUCGACCCAUGGACAUUCAAGAUGUAUGCCUUCGCCGGCAUGUCUACAUACGUUAUGUGCACCGGCACACUCGGCUUCGUCGCGCUGACGACCUACAACGAUGACCACGACAGAGUCGUCUGGCGACCCGGUGUGCCGCUCUUGGACCGCUAUGUCAGGGCCGAUGAGCGCGCGGCGCUGGAUCGGAUAGCGUGCGCCUGGGGGUUCAAGGAGGUGUGGAAGAGAGGUGACGAGGAGGGUGAGGAGUGGGAGGGGUUGCGGCAGUUGUGUUUGCUGAGGGGGAUGUGGUUAGAUAAGCCGGACUUGAUGCCUGGUAUGAACCCUGGGCGGUAAGUCCCUGGGCGACAAACCGUGGAGGAGGGUUGUAUCGAGAUAUACUGUAUAAUAUACCAAGAUUGGCGUGUCAAGGCACAGCAUCAAUUGAG